Molecule: messenger RNA, 1011 nt
Organism: Homarus americanus (American lobster)
Lineage: Eukaryota; Metazoa; Arthropoda; Malacostraca; Decapoda; Nephropidae
Product: anther-specific proline-rich protein APG-like
Exons: 3
Source: RefSeq, a predicted model, not a curated record
CUCCCUCCCCUCUCACCCCUCCCUCCCCCCUCUCUCUCCCACCCCUCCUUAUUAGGUGUCAGUAAAACGACCACCAAUGAAUUAUGCAUGGUGGAACUUGGUUACUCUCCGUUACGUGUCCUCAUAACAGCUAAGCAGCGUAAAUUUUUCUCGAGAAUAUGGACGGGAAGAAGUGAAAUGGGAGACGAUCCAUUUGCCCAUACUAUUAAUGUUGUAUUAAGUUUUAAUAUGCCUAUGUCACGAUAUGUAGGCGAUCUUUUUAUUAAUGAUAUUGAUGAUGUUCAAAUAGCCUUACACACUCUGAAACAGAAACUCAAACUCAGACUUAACACCCAGCCUGUCCCAGCACCCAUGCCUGUCCCAGCACCCAUGCCUGUCCCAGCACCCAGCCUAUCCCAGCACCCAGCCUGUCCUAGCACCCAGCUUUCCGGGCACCUACUCUGUCCCAGCACCCAGUCUGUCCCAGCACCCAGCCUGUCCCAGCACCCAGCCUGUCCCAGCACCAUGCCUGUCCUAGCACCCAUGCCUGUCCCAGCACCCAUGCCUGUCCCAGCACCAUGCCUGUCCCAGCACCCAGCCUAUCCCAGCACCCAGCCUGUCCUAGCACCCAGUCUUUCCGGGCACCCACUCUGUCCCAGCACCCAUGCCUGUCCCAGCACCCAGCCUGUCCCAGCACCCAUGCCUGUCCUAGCACCCUGCCUGUCCCAGCACCCAGCCUGUCCUAGCACCAGUCUUUCCGGGCACCCACUCUGUCCCAGCACCCAGUCUGUCCCAGCACCCAGCCUAUCCCAGCACCCAGCCUGUCCCAGCACCCAGCCUGUCCCAGCACCCAUGUCUCUAGCACCCAUGCCUGUCCCAGCACCCAUGCCUGUCCUAGCACCCAUGCCUGUCCCAGCACCAGCCUAUCCCAGCACCCAGCCUGUCCUAGCACCCAGUCUUUCCGGGCACCCACUCUGUCCAGCACCCAGCCUGUCCCAGCACCCAGCCUGUCCCAGCACCCAUGCCCCCUAG